Messenger RNA from Panicum hallii, 1584 nucleotides. RefSeq lists its product as uncharacterized. Bases 270 to 1346 code for a protein of 358 amino acids. NCBI's taxonomy places the organism in Eukaryota, Viridiplantae, Streptophyta, Magnoliopsida, Poales, Poaceae. The record is from RefSeq and is a predicted model, not a curated record. Gene Ontology annotation, biological process: exonucleolytic trimming to generate mature 3'-end of 5.8S rRNA from tricistronic rRNA transcript (SSU-rRNA, 5.8S rRNA, LSU-rRNA). The transcript has 7 exons. Gene Ontology annotation, molecular function: nucleic acid binding; 3'-5'-RNA exonuclease activity.
GCCAGAAGCACCUGCAGUUUGGAAUUUGGAAGGGAGAGUAGCAGAGAAGAUAAUAUAGGACUUGGGCAGCGUACCAAAUUACCGAUGAACUCAUCUCUAUCACGCUCUCAUCUGCUCUUUCUCUGGCUCCUCAUCGGCUGAUCCAGCGAAUGGAACGAAUCAUCCAGCCAAGCGAGUAGCAGGAGCUGUAGGCGGAUGCGGUGUUCCAGCCCGCAUUCCCUGUCCUGGCCCCCAUUUCCAGUGAACAAACGCCAUUGGGAAUUUCAGAGAUGGCGCUGACUAGGGUUUCGCUGUCUUGCUCAGCUCGCCUCCUACCCUCCCCCCUGCUCCAAUCCUUCCUCCGCCCUUUCUCCUCCUCGACCUCUCCCCUCCGCAGUUCCCGCCGAAGAAGCUCUCCCAUUGCUGCCGCUUUCUCUCAGGCUUCACAAUCUCCCCACGCUGUAAGGGAGGGGCAGGUGACGGAGGCGCCCAUGCCCAGCUCCACGCGGCCCUGGAAGCCCACGUGCUUGUACUACACCCAGGGCAAGUGCACCAUGGAGUCAUUUCUAACCUUGAUGCUUGCAAAAUGCAUUGGUAGAAGGAUGGCGAGGACAUGUCUAGACAUGAACACAGAGAUGGAUGAUGCUAUGCAUCUUGAGAAGUUCAGUCACAAUUUGAUGAUGGACCUUCCAGUGAAUGCAUUAGCCGCAGAUAAAGUGAAGCCUCAGAAACUGGAUUAUCUUUUGAUUCUUGAUUUGGAGGGUAAGGUCGAAAUUCUUGAAUUCCCGGUCGUGAUGAUUGAUGCUCAAAGCAUGGGAUUUAUUGAUUCAUUUCACAGGUUUGUGCGUCCAACUGUAAUGAAUGAGCAAAGAAUAACAGAAUACAUAGAAGGGAAAUAUGGAAAGUUUGGGGUUGAUCGUGUUUGGAAUGACACUGCUAUCCCUUUCAAGGAAGUACUGCAAGAGUUUGAGGACUGGAUUGGAAAUCACAACCUGUGGAAAAAGGAGCAAGGAGGAUCACUCAAAAGUGCAGCAUUUGUUACAUGUGGAAAUUGGGAUUUGAAGACGAAGGUCCCUGAGCAGUGCAAGGUUUCAAACAUAAAGCUUCCUACUUAUUUUAUGGAGUGGAUUAAUUUGAAGGAUAUCUACCUCAACUUCUAUAGCAGAAGGGCAACUGGAAUGAUGACAAUGAUGAGGCAGCUUCAAAUGCCAACUGUUGGAAGCCACCAUCUCGGGAUAGACGAUUCAAAAAAUAUAGCGAGAGUGGUUCAGCGGAUGCUUGCUGAUGGUGCUAUGAUGCAAAUUACUGCAAAGAGGCAGUCAGCUACUGGCGAUGUGAAAUUUCUUUUCAAGGACCGAAUUAUGUGAUUGAAAUGUGUAACAUUCCCAAUUUUUUAACACAGCGCUGCAGAAUUGACUGGCCAUCAAUUUUGACGUUGUGAACUGCUCUGAUGAUAUUCUAUCGAAGGCUGAAUGGCAUGUCAAAUUUCUGGAGCAAACUGAGAAUGUUAAGAUCUAUCGCAUUGCAGAUCAAGUCGUCUUGAUAUUAGUUUUUUUUUCUUUUACUCAGUUAUGGGUACCCAAAUUAAUUGGUGAGAGAUCUGAA